ACCUAAAAAAAAAAUCUGUCUGGCCUUGUAGCUGGUACUAGCCGUUCUAAUUAUACUUCAGAGGUACUAGCUGUUUGAGUCACUGGCAAAAGCGAGCCAACGACAUUGUUGUACAGAUCUAGCUUGUAGCUAGAGGUUUCUCUGUCGUGAACUCGAAAUGUGGACGUGUAAAAGCCUGUGGAAGAAGUUAGCCCCACUCGCCAGAUCAUCUUCAACUUUGUGCCGGCAAAAUGCAAGGGGAGUAUUGUUUAACAAUGAGAGAAGACUGCCACUGGUUCCACAGGCCCACAUGUCCUCAGGAACUCCAGGGAGUGGAGGGGACAACAACUUGUACUACCUCCUAGUGGGAGCAACCUGUGUAGGGGGAGGAUUUUAUGCUUACCGCACCAUCAAAGGAGACAAAGAGCGAUAUCAGGAACGAAUUAAUGAAAUUGCUUCCAGACCAAAUAAGGUAGUGCCAGAACAACCAAUCACAGAGGCCCCAGGCGAACAAGCUGCUGAAACUCCACAAGAGAUUGCACCUGUUACGGAAGAUGCUCCUGUGGAAACUCCGGAAGUAACCCCUAUUGUCGAAGUAGUGUCCCCUGAAGUUGCUGCAGUGGAACAAGAGGAUCCUCCCACCACACCAGAGGCUGAGAUUGCACGUGAAUCGGUGGUAGAACCAGCUCCUGAAGAAUCAGUAGGGACGCCUGAUGCUGAUCCAGUAGUUAAGAGUGAACCAACACCAGUAGCAGGAAGCCUUCCUGCAGAAACAGCGGAGCUGCAAACUACGACAGAGACAGAGAGUGCUGCGGAACCUGCAACUGUUGCACCUGCUGAGGUCCCUGCAUCUACCCCUGUAGAGUUUCCCUCACACGCCCCCUACCUCUUGAUUGGCGGAGGCACAGCCUCCUUCGCUGCAGCACGCUCCAUCAGGGCCAGGGACCCAGGAGCCAGGGUAUUGAUUAUCACUGAUGAACCAGACCUUCCAUACAUGAGGCCUCCUCUCUCCAAGGAGCUGUGGUUCUCUGAUGACCCCAGUGUGGUUGACACCCUGCGCUUCAAACAGUGGAAUGGCAAGGAGAGGAGCAUCUACUUCCAGCCUCCCUCAUUCUAUGUUAGUCCUCAGGAUUUGGAGAAAGUGGAAAAUGGUGGAGUGGCUGUGCUCACUGGGAAAAAGGUGGUGCACAUGGACGUGAGGGGCAACAAAGUGACACUGAGUGACGACACCGAGAUCUCCUAUGAUAAGUGCCUGAUUGCCACAGGUGGAAUCCCAAGGAAUCUGCAAGUGAUUGAGCGAGCUGGAGAAGAGGUGACAAAGAGGACUACACUGUUUAGAAAGGUUGAAGAUUUCAAAGCUUUGGAUAAGGUCUCCAGAGACACCAAAUCCAUCACCAUCAUUGGAGGAGGUUUCUUGGGGAGUGAGCUGGCCUGUGCCCUGGGCAGGAGAUCUGCUGAUUCUGACCUGGAGGUAAUCCAGAUGUUCCCUGAGAAGGGCAACAUGGGAAAGGUGCUGCCGGAGUAUCUAAGCAACUGGACAACAGCCAAAGUCAAGAGCGAGGGAGUGGCGGUCAUCACAGAAGCGUUGGUAAAAGCUGUGAGCUUCAAAGAUGGUAAAGUGGAGAUCAAACUGAAGGAUGGUCGUGUGGUGAAGACGGACCAUAUUGUUGCAGCUGUUGGGCUGGAGCCCAGUGUAGAGCUGGCCAAGUCAGCAGGUCUGGAGGUAGACUCUGACUUUGGGGGCUUUCGGGUCAACGCAGAACUGCAGGCUAGGUCCAAUAUAUGGGUGGCAGGUGAUGCAGCGUGCUUCUAUGACAUCAGACUGGGCCGCAGGCGAGUGGAGCACCAUGACCAUGCAGUCGUGAGUGGCCGGCUGGCCGGAGAGAACAUGACUGGAGCCAAUAAGCCCUACUGGCAUCAGUCCAUGUUCUGGAGUGACCUGGGGCCUGAUGUAGGCUAUGAGGCCAUUGGGAUAGUAGACAGUAGCCUUCCAACAGUUGGAGUAUUUGCCAAAGCCACUGCUAAGGACACCCCCAAAGCUGCCACAGAGAAGUCAGGAACUGGAAUCCGUUCGGAGAGUGAGACCGAGGGGACGGCCAGUAGUCCUGUAGCCUCCUCAACCCCUGAACCCCCCUCCAGUCCCGAGCAGAAGGACAACUACGGGAAAGGAGUGAUCUUCUAUCUGCGAGACAAAGUGGUGGUGGGCAUUAUCCUGUGGAACGUGUUCAACAGAAUGCCCGUUGCAAGGAAGAUCAUCAAAGAUGGAGAGGAACAUGCCGAUCUGAAUGAAGUGGCUAAGCUCUUCAACAUUCACGACGACUGAGUCUUCUCUCCUCUGGGGAGGCUGAGCCUAUGCUGGGAGAGACGUGUGCUGUCACUACUCAUAAAGGCUUUGAACUUUCACAGUCAUCGCCAGGCUUUGGCAGACCCCACUAUGAUGAUGCACUUGAAAAGGGAGAAUCUCUGGACACAAAUCUACUCUGUACAUUUUAAUGUCGCUGGAAUAUUGUCAUGUUUGUAAUUUCUAUCACAUGCAUGUUUUUUUUCUUAUUUUCUAUUCAAGAUAGUGAGUAGAAAUGUUCCCGAUGUCGAUCAGUCUAAUCGUUCUAUAUAGAAUGAAUGCCGCCCCCAUAUCCUCAGAUCUAUUCUGUUGCGUUUUGUGAUCAAGGUGAAAUUGUCAAUCCCGGGAAUACAGGUGAUGGUGUGCAAGCCUGACAACAUACUGGUACAUAGAGGUUGUUUUUCAGUGUGAUCAGAGCAGCUCCUAUUGUUAAAGGCUGCAAUAAACAUGUUUUUAAAUUGAAA
This is a messenger RNA of Oncorhynchus gorbuscha (pink salmon), 2784 nucleotides long. It is a transcript of the gene aifm1, whose product is annotated as apoptosis inducing factor mitochondrion associated 1. NCBI's taxonomy places the organism in Eukaryota, Metazoa, Chordata, Actinopteri, Salmoniformes, Salmonidae. Gene Ontology annotation, biological process: apoptotic process; mitochondrial respiratory chain complex assembly. Gene Ontology annotation, cellular component: mitochondrion; cytoplasm. Gene Ontology annotation, molecular function: FAD binding; protein dimerization activity; NAD(P)H oxidase H2O2-forming activity. The record is from RefSeq and is a predicted model, not a curated record.